Messenger RNA from Oppiella nova, 537 nucleotides. The record is from the annotation of a GenBank genome assembly. NCBI's taxonomy places the organism in Eukaryota, Metazoa, Arthropoda, Arachnida, Sarcoptiformes, Oppiidae.
AAAUAGUGAAACACUAAUGAGUGAAAGAACUGAAAAAUAAUCAAAUGAUGAUAAUUAAAAACUUUUGAAUUAUUUGAUUAGGAAUCAAAUGUCCCGUCUGUUCAAAAUUUGUAUUACCCGAUGAUGUGGAGUGUCAUCUGGUUAUGUGUCUUACAAGACCACGGAUCAACUAUAAUGAGGAUAUGUUGACUGAAGACAAGGGAGAGUGUGUGAUAUGUUUAGAAGAGCUCAUCAAAGGAAACACUAUUGCGAGGCUUCCAUGUCUUUGUAUAUAUCACAAAAGUUGUAUCGAUGCCUGGUUUGAAGUGAACCGUUCGUGUCCGGAACACCCUUCAGACUGACUUGAAUUGUAUAGAGAAAUAUAUGUUUAUUUUUGUUUAUUAUAGAGAAACCGAUUGUUUUAUUAUUCACUAAAAUUCUAUAAUUUAUAAUACGAUAUAAUAUAUGUUUUAUUAUUACAAAUGUUUUUAAUAUUCGUUAAUCAAAACGAAAUGAACACUAAAUCCUUUCCAACGAAAAAAGCAAUUCUUAUUUGCA